Ruditapes philippinarum (Manila clam) is the source of this 1375-nucleotide messenger RNA. RefSeq lists its product as uncharacterized. The record is from RefSeq and is a predicted model, not a curated record. Lineage: Eukaryota; Metazoa; Mollusca; Bivalvia; Venerida; Veneridae. The transcript is spliced from 6 exons. The coding region runs from base 148 to 786 and encodes 212 amino acids. Gene Ontology annotation, molecular function: protein binding.
UUUAUAUAAUCGAAAAUCUUUUGCACGAAGUUUAUAAUACUCUAUUAUAAAUGUAUAGGCCAUGCGAAAAUUACAUAAAGUUAAAUCAUGGGGAAACUGUUUCUUUAAACUCUUUUAGACGGAAGUUAACGUUCCAAAUCUACAGCAAUGUCAUUAUAUCCGAUGUGUCAUGCUACAAUACUGAUAGCUGUUAUAUUGCGUCAAGUUUUGGCUGUUGAUGACUGUAACAGCACAUACUCCAGUGGGGUCGGUUUACAGUGUUAUCCUUGUGGACCUGGUAACAUAACGAUUGGAGACUGUGUCGAAAAUUUAACUCGUGCUGAAUGUGAGAAAUGCCAGGAAGGAACGUUUCAAUCAGAAUGUGUUAAACUUACCAACAACGGAACUGUUAGUUGUAAACCCUGCACUGUGUGUGAUGUCUAUGAAGAAAGCUGCACUUUAAUACAAGAUGCAGUAUGUGAAACAGGUGGUAUUACUACCAAACAACUUAUUGCAUUGUUGAUAUUUGGAACAGCAGGUGGACUGUAUGUAGUAAUGCUUUCCUGUUUAGCGAUUGACAAGAUAUAUCGACGAAUGAAACCUAAUAUAUCUGAUGGUAAAACUAGAGCGUCACAAGGCAAUGCGUAUGACCCAGAUCAAAGAAAUGUUUUUACUGUUGAAACAUUUUCCGAAGACAGAUCAAGAAGGACAGAAAAUAUAGGGUUAUCAAACAUCUACCGUCAGAAUUCACCAAAUGGCCUUGAUAGUGAUGAAACAAUACCUAAACAAAGGAUGGACAGAUUGUAACAACAACAACACUUCUAUCAAGUUUCUUUGAACAUUUCAAAGGGGGUAUUCAAUUCACCGGCAUGAUCUCUCCUAGGAUUUUUUCUACAGUGUUCCGUUUGGACAAUCGUGAUUUUUUAUUUAGUCUGUACCCGCGAUGCACGAUGGUACGAUGGUGAAAACGCGAUGGUACGAUGGUGAAAACGCGAUGGUACGAUGAUGAAAACGCUAUGGUACGAUGGUGAACAUCGCGUUUUCACCAUCGUGCCAUCGCGCUUUCACCGUCGUACCAUCGCGUUUUCACCAUCGUACAAUCGCGUUUUAACCAUCGUACCAUCGCCAUUUCAUCAUCGUGUCAUCGUACCAUGGCGUUUUCACCAUCGUACCAUCGUCCAUCGCGGGUAAGGACGAAAUAAACAAUUACUAUUGUCCAAACGGAACACGUAUUUAUCGUAUUUGUAUGAAGAUGUUACCUUGACGAGAGGUUGUACAGAUUUUGUGUGUUGAUAUAGAUUACUAUUAUUUAUAUUGUUAUUUGUGUGGACAUGAUACGUGAAUGUACACAUUGUUUGCAAUGAAGGAUAUAAACAAUAAUAAAGAUAUAAUGACA